Ambispora leptoticha is the source of this 1347-nucleotide messenger RNA. Lineage: Eukaryota; Fungi; Glomeromycota; Glomeromycetes; Archaeosporales; Ambisporaceae. The record is from the annotation of a GenBank genome assembly.
AUGUCCAUAACAGCUUCAAACGCUAAACCAGUGACAGGCAGUGGCCUAGAUUCCAAUCCUUAUAUUACACCCACGAGUGCUAUACGCUUCGGACCUAACCCAUUUACGCAUUCAAUUAUCGACCACGAUACAACAAAUACCAUUAAUACUCCACCUAGACCUUUCGAACAUCAGUAUACUCCCACUUCUUCAUCGCCUUUAGCACAACCCGAAAUGUUUGACGAGACAGAAGAACCUGUGCUCGCCGAGUUACUUCCAAUCCACCAACAACCUACACCACAACGUUUAAGCUAUUACAAUAAUGGCUUUGGCCAUUCACAAAGCAACAGUCAUUUACGAAGCAAAUCGGAGUCUGCCGCGCCUUUACCACCAACAGCGACUCCAAGAGAACAAAGACGCAUGCGUGUUGAGAAUAAUCGAAAAAAACAAUUUAUUGAUAAAAUUGAUCAAUUAGAUUUAAGUAAUAUUUAUGGCGGAACAACCUUGCAUCAUGAAAGUCCAUAUGAUUGUGUUUUACCAUACAGAAAUAAUAAUGCGCAAGCACCAGUAUUAGCAUUCCAACAAAGUGACGAAAAAAACCACAAUGAAUUAAGACCGUCAUCCCAACCGAGUCGGCGAUUCAACCAAGAUGCUAAUCCAUUAUCCAGGUCAUACAACGGCGAGAAUCACAAUGAAGUGUAUCGUACCUAUAAUAAUCAUCGAUAUACCGCUUAUGAUCCGCUACAGUAUAUGGAUAGUUUCUUGGAAGGGUCAACCGCAUACGGCGUGCAUCCAGAGGACAAAGAAGUCAUAGAGAAACGAGGAAGCAGAUUACGGAAAAAAUUGAGUUUAAGGAAAAAGAAUAAAGAUGGAGAAUAUGUGGAAGUGGAAGAUGAUUCCAAUGAGAAGAAACCUUCUUCACCCACCUUUUCAAGAGCUUCAUCGUCAUCUGGAGAAGAAACUACAAAACGUUACACUGGAUUAAUAGCUCCAACCCAAUUAUUCAAUAGAUUCCGACGUGCAUCAAGUGAGAGUAUUUUCUCUAAUAAUACUUUGCAGAAACAUGGACGAUCAACUAGCGAAAGUAACCUCAAAUCGAGUCAAGCUAAUAAUUCUCCAUUGCAACCGAUUCAACCUCGAUCUCAACAACAACCUCCAUUACCCGUGCCAGCAUUUGAUUUCUCAAUACAAGAUGAAAAUAACAACCAGCUUCAUGAAUCACAGCCAAGCACCACACCACAAUCUCCGAAAAAACCAUCAUCCAAGAAUGAUCAACAUUUUGGCGAACAUCUUCGACCACCGAGCUCCAAAAAAAAAGGGAAUAAUCGUACUUCUUGGAUGCAAAGAAUUACGAGUAUCGGUCGAUGA